AUGAUCGCCCUUCUCGCGCGGGUCGCCGUGAUCCUGUGCGUCGCCACCCCACGCGCCGCCGCAACGGAGACGUGGGAGCAGCGGCUCAGGCGCGAGAGCAUCAAGGUGGACGGCGACGAGGUCACCACGAUGAGCGUCGAGGCGCUUCAGGCGCACAUCGCGCGUCACGCGCUGGACCAGGAACCGCGGGAGAUGUCGGGACCGUGGGUCGACGAUCCCGCGGCGAACGACGAGGACGCGAAGAUGAUGCUGGACGUGGACGACGCGGCGACAACGACGUCCUCGCGCGGCCCAGCGCCCGUCCCGGCGUCGAGAUGCGCCCCGCCCGGCGCCAACCAACUCGUCAAGCGCGGUUGGCAGUACAACGCCUGGAAGUAUUAUCCCGCGCCGAUCGACGUCGCGACCGCGCCCGUGUAUUACAGCGUCGGCGUCGGACGCGACCUUACGUUCGACGCGGCGCUGCUGAGGGCGCAUCCCAACCUGGAGGCGCACGCCUUCGACAACACCCCGGUGGCUUCGCAGUUCGUCAAGGCGCUGGGGCGAGCGGGCGGCGUGCCGACGCGGUGGCGCUGGCACGAGCUGCUCCUCAGUAGUAGGGACCUGCGGGAGAUCGAGGUGGCGCUGCCCAAGGGCAGGAGCGACUCCUUCACGCCCGCGUCCACAGACGGCGUCUACCACGACCUCGGCGGGAAGGGCGGGCAAACGCGGCGGGUCAUCGGCGUCAACGAACGAGCCGACGGGCGCGCCAAAAAACUCCCAGCCCGGCCGCUGUGGCGCGUGAUGGAGACUCUGUCGCACGCGUACGUGGACGUGCUGAAGGUGGACGUCGAGGGCGCGGAGUUCGACGUCGUGGACGCGUGGGAGGCGUACUACGGCGACCGCGGUCCGCCCGCGUGUCAGCUGCUGUUCGAGUGGCACGAGCGAUUCUACCCCAACGGGGGGGGACACGCUUCGGCGGACAAAAAAAGUCAGACGACGAGCGGACGAGGGCUUCGCGAGGGCGCGGAGGCUGCGCUCAGCCGCAUGGGGUUCAAAAAGGUGGACUGCGACGGGUCGGAGUGCGUGUACUGGAACUGCAACCGCUGCCCGUCGCUGGAGAACUAGUAG
Messenger RNA from Micromonas commoda, 1107 nucleotides. RefSeq lists its product with no specific name. Bases 1 to 1104 code for a protein of 367 amino acids. Lineage: Eukaryota; Viridiplantae; Chlorophyta; Mamiellophyceae; Mamiellales; Mamiellaceae. The record is from RefSeq and is a predicted model, not a curated record. The transcript has a single exon.